GCUACCACAACAUACAGGAAUUCAAGCAUUCAUUCAAUCUCAGAGAGUUUCCGAGUUUUGUAUGCUUAAGAUGGGUUUGUCUUGGUGCCCCUGUUGAUGUAAUCAGAGUGGUCUUAAUCGAAGGAUUUGAUAUAACACCCACGGGGUGCAGCACUUCUCGUCAUUAGCGGUUCUGUGGCCUUACAAAAGAAGUCCACAAGCCGUUUGCAUAUUUUGGAAUUUCCUCUUCAUGGAUUUCACUCGCUGAUUUGUGCAAUACAUCCAAAUCCAAUUGAGAUCGCUUGUCAUACUGACGGUGUGAUUGUUUCGAGCUGUAAGGCUACAUGCGAAUCUCAGCAUCCCUCAUACGUCAAACACCAAGAGGAUAUUCCAUACUCUCGGGAAAGAAAAAUAUAUAGAAGUGGGGAUACAAGAUUUGUGAGCACCAACACUUUAAAGUAAGGAACGGAAUCUGGCAACUCGCCUCACAAGAUGGGGACAGGCGCAGAUAACCCCGGUGGUUGGCAACAGCCCUUGUCUUGGUGAGGUUACAAAGUUACUAUGUAACCAACACCAACGAUCCAAGCCAUGUCUCCUUAUUAGUUAUUACAAGUACUAAAAGUGACCCAAAGAGCCAUGGAAGAGGUGCCGCAGAGCGAGCACAUGAAAUGGGCGUUAACAAGAGAUGAAUUCGUGCAAGAACUGAAGAAGGCCGCCCGAAUAGCAGCUCCAAUGGCAGCAGCUUCGGUGUUGCAGUACCUCGUGCAACUUGUUUCGGUGGUUGCGGUUGGACACCUUGGCCAACUCUCGCUCUCUAGUGUCGCCGUCGCCACUGCUCUUGCCAAUGUCACGGGCUUCAGUCUCCAUACAGGAUUGGCUGGUGGACUUGAAACUCUAUGCGGGCAAGCUUACGGUGCGGGGCAAUACCAGAAAGUCGGAGAUUACGUUUGCAGCGCCGUCAUUUCUCUCAUUCUAGUUUGUCUUCCGGUUUGCAUCCUCUGGAUUUUCAUGGACAAAUUCCUGGAACUAAUGCACCAAGAUCAUGUAAUCUCACAAGAAGCCCGAGAAUACUUGAUGUGGCUCAUUCCUGCGCUACUCGGGACCGCAAUCCUCAAGCCACUCGUUCGGUUUCUCCAAACUCAAAGCCUGAUACUACCCAUGCUCCUCAGCGCCUUCUUGGUCCUCUGUUCCCACAUACCCCUUUGCUGGAUUCUUGUGUACAAACUGGAGUUAGGGAGCCCAGGCGCAGCCUUGGCAUGCGGCAUAUCGUCUUGGUUGAACGUGACACUACUUGGGUUUUACGUGGCGUUCUCUUCAGCAUGUGAGAAAACCCGUGUGCGGUUCACUAAGAAAGCCUUCCUUGGAAUCCUCGAAUUCUUCAGAUAUGGAGUACCUUCUGCUUUCAUGAUCUGCCUAAAAUGGUGGUCGUGUGAGCUGCUCACAUUGUUAUCCGGCCUUCUACCGAAUCCAAAGCUCGAGACCUCGGUUCUCUCCAUAUGUUUUACGAUCUAUAUAUUGCACUUUGCUGUAUCAUAUGGUUUCGGAGCCUCUGCCAGUUUUUGCAGUACUCGGAUCUCAAACGAACUAGGAGCAGGGAAACCGAACCAGGCCAGGGUUGCGGUCCUGGCAAUAUUAUCUCUUGCCAUUACUGAAGUGGUCAUCGUGGGAACCACGCUCUUCUGCUGCCGUCAUGUCCUGGGAUAUGCUUAUACCAAUGAGAAGCAAGUGGUGCAUUACAUUGGAGUCAUGACUCCUCUUAUUUGUCUCUCCAUUUUCAUGGACAGUUUACAGGCAGUCCUAUCUGGAGUUGCCAUGGGAAGUGGCUGGCAGCACAUAGGAGCGUACAUAAAUCUCGGGGCGUUCUAUCUGAUAGGACUCCCAAUGGGAGUUAUUUUCAGCUUUGUCCUGCAUCAACGAGCCAAGGGGCUUUGGAUCGGUGUCGUAGCUGGAGCAACCACGCAAGCAGCUCUCCUCUCUCUCGUUACCGGAGCCACAAAUUGGCAAAAGCAGGCAAACAAGGUCAGGAAGAGGUUAUUUGCAGAAAGUCCUCACCAAGAACAAUGUGACCAAGGGACAAGGAAUACAUCUGCAUGAUGAAGUGAAUUUCGCUUGCUCCCUUUUCCAUCAGUUGUUAACGGGAAAUAGUUAGUAUAAUUAGUCGGAUGCGCUUAUUUUUAGCAGAAUACACGUGCUUUGGCUAACUUUGAGUCGAUUCCCAGUAUAUGUGCAACGAAACCAUGGAUAGUGUCGUCAUUAUAAGUGACACUGCUGGUACAACUACGAGAGUACUGUAUGUACUUGAUCCCAUUGCGUCCUUAUACAUUUGAGUCCAUGGUCAAUGUAUUGAGUGACCACAAAAUCGAUUUGCAAGAGCAGAGGGAGGAUUAGAUUAGUGUCAGGAACAGGAGAAGGCAAGCUAGCACAUGCCAUGCGGUCAUAAUCAUUGGCGCGACCCAUUGAAAUGUCCAUAGGAAAGUUGACAGAUUUCUAAGGGGCCACAAACGGUUUUGCAAGG
Messenger RNA from Eucalyptus grandis, 2494 nucleotides. Its product is annotated as protein DETOXIFICATION 14. Gene Ontology annotation, cellular component: membrane. Lineage: Eukaryota; Viridiplantae; Streptophyta; Magnoliopsida; Myrtales; Myrtaceae. Gene Ontology annotation, biological process: xenobiotic detoxification by transmembrane export across the plasma membrane. Bases 616 to 2073 code for a protein of 485 amino acids. The record is from RefSeq and is a predicted model, not a curated record. Gene Ontology annotation, molecular function: antiporter activity; xenobiotic transmembrane transporter activity. The transcript is spliced from 9 exons.